This is a messenger RNA of Folsomia candida, 3234 nucleotides long. It is a transcript of the gene tup, whose product is annotated as insulin gene enhancer protein ISL-1. The record is from RefSeq and is a predicted model, not a curated record. The coding region runs from base 1055 to 2263 and encodes 402 amino acids. Gene Ontology annotation, cellular component: nucleus. The transcript has 12 exons. Lineage: Eukaryota; Metazoa; Arthropoda; Collembola; Entomobryomorpha; Isotomidae. Gene Ontology annotation, molecular function: DNA-binding transcription factor activity, RNA polymerase II-specific; cis-regulatory region sequence-specific DNA binding. Gene Ontology annotation, biological process: positive regulation of transcription by RNA polymerase II; axonogenesis; neuron fate specification.
ACCACUCUUAACCAAGUCGUCCACAAAACUGGGUAGCAGCAUCAUCAAGUAGAAACGUGCAAUGAGCAUUUUAGUCGCUACUUUGCCGUCAACAUUGAAGCUGCUUCAAGCACUUGUUUCUGAUCUCAUCUCACUCGAACCACACAGUGAAGCUUAAAAAAUUAUAAACUUGCUCUGCCAACUUAUUGGAAGCGAAACGUGCUUCAGCGUCAUCAUCACCGUUUACCUUGAUCAUCAACGACCAGUGACUGGAGGAGAUAGUCUCAUUCUCAGAAGGACAAUUUUUUCAGUGUGACCAUAUUUUGAGAAAUUGAUCUCGAUUGUAUGGCAUAUGCACUGCACAGCAAUUGUGUGGACAUUGGUUGCCUACCUGGUCAACAUUGGAUAGAGUUAUAGCUUGAAAUGUUACACCUUUUCUGAGUGCAAGAUAAUCGUGCAAUUGAAAAGAUAACGUUAAUCAUUUUAGUCACUUUAAUCAUCACUUGUUGAUUAAACUGAUUGGAAAGAAUAUGGCACAAGUUAAAAUAUUCAGUUGUGCCCGAUCAAAGCAAAAAACAUAAGCAAUAAGACAACGCUUCAUACAGCACAUGGACUCCAAAACAUGUUUAUAAUUUUUUUAAUACGUUGUGCGAAAUUUUGAAUGAAAUGAUUUGAGUGACAGCAGGAUUACUUUGUUGCUGAUUUGAUUUGGAGAAAAGAUUGACACUGGAUCCGAUCAAAGUUGCCUCAUCAAGGAAAAAGAGAUUUCUUGGAAUACCUAAAAGUUUCUGGAAACAAUAUUUAACAAGACGACAUAAAAAAUAAAAAAAACUUCAUUGUUACAUACAUUGAUGUCAAUUAAACCUCAGCAUUUCCGUAAUUUUCAGUGAUAAAUAUUUGUGGUCAACUUGAGACACUUUAAAUUAAGCUGCAGUUUCAACAUUUUGGAGAAAAGAUACGUCCGGCAAAAUUCCUAUAAUUUAAUUAAAACUAUUGCGCAGCGUUUUAUAUAAUUUUUAAAGUGUUGUUAAAGAAAGGCGUCAACAUUUCUCCCUCAAAAAAAAAGGCAGAAGAGAUGGGGGACCAGCCGCAAAGAGUUUUGUACUGUGGUACAGAAAAGCGGCGGCUGACUCUCUGCGUGGGGUGUGGUUCUCAAAUCCACGAUCAGUACAUCCUGCGUGUGGCACCAUCAAGUCGAGAUCCCAAGGUCGGCGAGGAUCUGGAAUGGCACGCUGCAUGCCUUAAAUGCGUCGAAUGUCACAUGUUCCUUGACGAAAGUUGCACAUGUUUCGUUCGAGAUGGAAAAACCUAUUGUAAGCGAGACUAUGUCAGAAUGUUUGGGACAAAAUGUGAAAAAUGCGGGUCUUGUUUUCGAAAAAAUGAUUUUGUGAUGCGAGCAAAAUGCAAGAUUUAUCAUAUGGAAUGUUUCCGGUGUAUUGCGUGUGAGCGGCAGUUAGUGCCUGGUGAUGAAUUUGCACUUCGAGAGGAUGGACUAUUUUGUCGAGACGAUCAUGAAGUUCUUGAGAAACUGGCUGUCAAUGGGGAGCACAAUUCUUCAAUCAAUACCCCGCCUGCUAUCACACCCAUUCAUCACGAAGCUUCCAAUUCUGACUCCUCGGAAUCCAACACGAUUACCACCCACACAAAAGUCCGCGAAGGCCGAGGACAUGCGAAAGGAGAGGGCAAGCCAACAAGGGUUCGUACCGUUUUGAACGAGAAGCAACUGCACACAUUGCGGACCUGUUACAACGCUAACCCUCGACCUGACGCUUUGAUGAAAGAACAGUUAGUGGAGAUGACCUCUCUCAGCCCACGUGUGAUUCGCGUCUGGUUUCAGAAUAAAAGGUCAGGUGAAAGGUGCAAAGAUAAAAAGAAGCAAAUUCUGAUGAAACAGAUGCAGGCCCAAGAAAAGGUUCGUUAUUAUACUGAGGAAGGAAGAAAGCUUGGCUACGGUACAAUGCAGGGUAUUCCUUUAAUCGCAUCCAGUCCUGUGCGUCAUGAAAGUCCGUUGGGGAUGAAUCCUGUGGAAGUUCAAUCUUACCCCCCUCCUUGGAAGGCCCUUACCGACUUUGCCCAAAAUGCGCUCGACCUUGAUAGACUUGACCCUUCUGCACCACCUUUUCAACAACUUGUCAAUCAGAUGCACGGAUAUGACCUGAUGCAUACGAACGGGGACAUGACACAAACGCCAACUGACCUCACCAGUCACCACGACUCCACGGACUCUUACGUAACUUACCUGGAGAGUGACGACAGCCUCAAUCAGGACACGUCCAGUCCUUAAUUUACCUACACGUACUAAUUAAUCGAUGCUAAUUUUACAGUGUGAAGAGUAUUGAUGCGUUGUUAUUGAUAUACAAUGGAGACUUUUAUCUCUCUUUUCUCAUUUAAUUUCUCUCUAAAAAUGAAACGAGUCUCAUCUCAUGCAUGUCACAAUAUGCGGUUUUUGAUUUUUGUAUUGAAUAAAGGAAUGACCAACUUUUAUAAAUCGACAAAUUAUCUUUAGUUUUCAUUCUAUCUAAGUCAAGAAAGAGCAAAGACCACCAGAGACAGCAGUUUUAUAUGGGUUACUUAUGUAAUUGCACAUCUAGUUUUUUCAAAACAAUUUUGAACCACCCAACAUUACAUUUUUCUGUAUGAAUGUAGUUUACAUAAAACAUGGAUACAUAAAACAUGGAUAUACAAAUAUAAGAAACAGAAUAUCAAACAAAUAACGCUAAAAUUUAAGAAACAUUGUAAUAAAUUCCUCUGUACGUAAACUUGUGCAUUUCCGGUUAUAAAUUAAAAAUAAAGUACUUAAGUUUACUGUAGCAUAUUUCGAGCAAGGUGUAUAUUUAUGUAGGGGAGAAAGUGUACAUGGGCAUAUGUAACUAAUAAUGGUGGUACAGCGUUCCAAAAUUUUUCAAAACUUACUUUAGCGUUUCUUGCGUGUUAGGAAAUUUUGUGAAUAUAGUAUUAAUUAUAUAGUUAUAGUUGCUACAUAGUUCUGAUAAAAGAUACAAUUUUCUGUUUUUUACGGUGACCAUAAACCAUAUUUAUUUGCUUAAUCUGUAGUAGUUGCAGUUACAAAUCACUACUAACAUCAGUAAAGAAAGUUUAUUACAAAUGUAAAUUCAAGCUGCUUUGUAAGCUUAACCGUACGACACAAAGUCGAAUGCAUUUACAUCAGUCUGUUAAAUGUUUGUCAUUAAUUGAAGCGAAUUUCAAUUGUCGAAAAGAAAUUAAAAAAUCAAGAAUUGUUGAGAAUUAAACAAA